Molecule: messenger RNA, 1820 nt
Organism: Humulus lupulus (European hop)
Lineage: Eukaryota; Viridiplantae; Streptophyta; Magnoliopsida; Rosales; Cannabaceae
Product: protein RMD5 homolog
Exons: 2
Coding region: 216-1376 (386 amino acids)
Biological process (GO): proteasome-mediated ubiquitin-dependent protein catabolic process
Cellular component (GO): GID complex; cytoplasm; nucleus
Molecular function (GO): ubiquitin protein ligase activity; protein binding
Source: RefSeq, a predicted model, not a curated record
UUGAGGCUGUCUCCAUCGCCCUUUCCUCUCUUCGACAAGCUAGACUCUCUCCAUUAUCAUAAUCAUCGUUUUCUUUCUCUUUUGAUCUAACAAAAGUCUUCUGGUGCCUCGUCCGUCUCUUUCUCCUAUAAUUUCUUCCACCCGAAGACACUGCUUCCUCUUUAUAUUCUCCAGCUGUGCUGAUCCAUAUACUGACACAUUCUGUGUGAUUGCUAAUGGAGUUGAAUUCCAUUAAAGAUGCAUUUGAUCGUGUUACAAAGAAGCAGAAACUAUCCUGCUCUAAAUUUCAAGAAGUUAUUGACCAGAUUGACCAAGAAUUAGAACAGGCAUUACAAAAACUACAAUCAGCAAAUGGCCUCAACUCCCAACUUGAUUAUCGGUCUGUUCUCGCUGAACUUAAAAUCAAGUUAAAAGGCAGGGCCCCACUAAGUCAGCUGGAAAGCACACAAAAAGAAGUGAAUAUAGCAGCGAGCAAAUAUCCAAAGCUUCUUGAAAAAUCCUUCAAUCCAGAUAUAUCAAAGGCUUAUAGAAACGUUGAACUUAAUACACACACAGUUAAUGAGAUAAUAGCCAGCCAUCUCUACAGGCAGGGUUUAUUUGAAGUUGGUGACUGUUUUGUGGAAGAGACCGAGGAACCAGAAUCUGCACAUGCAAUGAAAUUACUAUUUCAGGAAAUGUUUCAGAUACUUGAUGCCAUGAAAUGUCGGAAUGUACAGCCUGCACUGAAUUGGGCUGUUGCCAACUCUGAUAAACUCAAUGAAAGUGGGUCAGAUCUAUUACUGAAACUUCAUAGCCUGCAAUUUAUAGAAAUACUGCAAAAGCAAAGCAGAGAUGAAGCUCUCCAGUAUGCUAGAACUUACCUUUCUUCAUUUGCUUCUGACCAUAUGCCUGAAAUUCAAAAGCUUGUGAUUUGUAUCUUGUGGACUGGAAGGCUUGAUCGUUCACCAUAUGCGCAACUAUUAUCACCGACCAAUUGGGACAAAGUCGCUGAGGAGCUAACCAGGCAGUUCUGCAACAUUCAAGGGCAGUCUUGUGAAAGUCCAUUGACUGUAACAAUAGCAGCAGGGGCCCAGGGGCUACCCCCUCUUCUGAAGUUCAUGAAUGUAAUGACCGGAAAGAAGCUGGAAUGGCAGACUAUGAAGCAGUUGCCUGUGCCGGUUGAGUUGGACAAGGAGUUUCAGUUCCAUUCCAUAUUUGUAUGUCCAGUCUCUAAGGAGCAAUCCACCGAAGAUAAUCCGUCAAUGUUGAUGUCAUGUGGCCAUGUGCUUUGCAAGCAAUCUAUCACAAAGAUGUCAAAGAACAGCACAAGAACUUUCAAGUGUCCAUAUUGUCCGUCUGAUAUCGAUGCAACAAAUUGUAGGCAGUUGUAUUUCUGAUGUGUGUCCCGAGUUGUUAAAAAUGUUGUCCCUUUUCGUUCUUGUUCUCUUUGAUAAACUGGGUUAAAACUUGUAGUAAUAGAAACUAUGCUGUGUGGCCUUGGUAACAGAAGCUUGUGUCUUCUCAUGUAUUCCAAUCAAACCAUUUGUUGUAAAUAGAAAUUCUUUCUAAGCUCUGGCAUUGCCGGCAAUGAAAGGCGAUUUCAGCUUCGGAGACUAACUUCAAUGGGAGCCUGUAGCAUCAGAGGAGAGAGCAGAGAAGUUGGCAAGUGCCUGGAUCCUCCCUUAACUUUCUCAAGGUCAUUGGAUUCUACAGGGAAAUGGAGUUUAAAGACGAUAAAAAAGAAAUUGUUUACUUGUUGAUGUACCAUUUCUUGUUCGUUUUUAUGUUCAUUAUGCUUGGAUGAAUUAUUCCAUUUGCAAAAAAAAUCGUAUGUUUCUAGU